This is a messenger RNA of Pyricularia pennisetigena, 522 nucleotides long. RefSeq lists its product as uncharacterized. Lineage: Eukaryota; Fungi; Ascomycota; Sordariomycetes; Magnaporthales; Pyriculariaceae. The record is from RefSeq and is a predicted model, not a curated record. Gene Ontology annotation, cellular component: ubiquitin ligase complex. The transcript is spliced from 2 exons. The coding region runs from base 1 to 522 and encodes 173 amino acids.
AUGAAGGUCGAACCGCGCACCCAGUUCAAAAACAACCACGACCUCCUUAGCUACCGCGCCGAUCAUCACGACCCCCACACAUCAAAUCUCCAGCAGCCCGGCCAGCCCACCGAGGACAAGCACGUUCCACUGCAGGUGUCGUUACGGGGUUUCGAAGUUGAGCCCGCAGCGGCGCUCAAAAUAAACAUCAUGGGUCUCGCGUACAACACGUAUCUGAACAGCAAUAAGAUAUAUGGCUGCAAGAACUGCAAGGCUCACCUCUCUAACCACGAGGACAUAAUCAGUCGGAACUUCCGCGGUCAACAUGGCAAGGCUUACCUCUUCAGCAUGGUGGUCAAUGUCGAGACGGGCGAGCCCAACGAGCGCAACAUGACAACCGGUCGCCACAUUGUCAGGGACAUAAUUUGCAAACAGUGCAAGGAGAUCGUCGGGUGGAAGUAUGACAAGGCCUACGAGGCUACGGAGAAGUACAAAGAGGGCAAGUUUAUACUUGAGGCCGAGCUGCUGUGCAGUGUAUCCUGA